Messenger RNA from Boleophthalmus pectinirostris (great blue-spotted mudskipper), 2597 nucleotides. It is a transcript of the gene ncam1b, whose product is annotated as neural cell adhesion molecule 1b. Gene Ontology annotation, biological process: cell adhesion. The record is from RefSeq and is a predicted model, not a curated record. Gene Ontology annotation, molecular function: protein binding. The transcript has 20 exons. Lineage: Eukaryota; Metazoa; Chordata; Actinopteri; Gobiiformes; Gobiidae. Gene Ontology annotation, cellular component: membrane. The coding region runs from base 33 to 2597 and encodes 854 amino acids.
CCGUUUAUCGUUCACGUUACUCGGGAGUUACGAUGGUCCAGUCAAGGGACGUCUUUCUAGCCCUGCUUCUUGUGAGCUACACAGUUUCCUUGGAUGUGCAGAUAACCCCGAGUCACGGUGAGAUUAGUCUCGGAGAGUCCAAGUUCUUCAUUUGUGAAGUGGUUGGAGUUCCCAAACAUAUAGACUGGUUCGGUCCUAAAGGCGAUCGGAUAGAGCCCAACAGACAAGACAUAACAGUAACUCGUAACGAUGAGUCAUCGUCCACACUCACACUGUACAACGCUGGAGAAGACAAUGCAGGGACAUACAAGUGUGUGGCCACCAGUGGAGAUCAGCAAGCAGAGUCCACCGUCAACGUCAAAAUAUUCCAGAGAAUCACCUUCACUAACGCUCCAUCACCACAGGAGUUCACUGAAGGAGACAAUGCCAACAUCGUGUGUGAUGUGACCAGCUCGCCCCCGCCCACCGUCUUCUGGAAGUACAAAGGAGCAAGAAUACAGAUGCAUAAAGAUGUUCGGUUUAAAGUUCUGCCCAACAACCAUCUUCAAAUCCGUGGGAUAAAGAAGACGGACGAGGGCUUGUACACAUGCGAGGCUCGGCAGUUCGCUCGCGGGGAGAUCGAUCUGCGGGUCAUCAAGGUGGUAGUGAAUGUACUCCCAACCAUCAGAGUAUGGCAGUCUGAGGUGAAUGCCACAGCAGAAGUUGGAAAUACAGCCAUGUUGACAUGUGCUCCGGAUGGCUAUCCUGAACCCAUGGUCACAUGGGCAAGAAAUAAAGUGGUUCUUGAAGCCGGUGAAAAGUACAGCUUUAAUGAAGAUGGCUCAGAAAUGACGAUAAUGGAUGUGUCUAAGCUGGACGAGGGCGAAUACACCUGCAUCGCCACGAACAAGGCUGGAGAGGCUGAACAGGAGCUCAGUCUGAGAGUGUUUGUCAAACCUAAGAUCACAUACAUCGUGAAUCAAACCAGCUCCGAGAUGGAGGAGCACGUCACCCUGACAUGUGAGGCAUCGGGCGACCCCACACCCACCAUCAGCUGGAGUUCUGGUGAGCACGUCUUCACUGAAGGAGAGCAGGCACAUCUUAACAGGAUCUAUCAGGCAUCAUGGACUCGGCCUGAGCAACACAAGAGCCCAGAUGGAAAUGUAGUAGUAAGAAGUGAUGCUCGGGUCUCCUCUUUGACUUUAAAGUAUGUCAAGUACACAGACGCUGGACAGUACAUGUGCACAGCACAGAGUCCCAUUGGAGAAGACACAGCAGCAGCGUAUCUGGAGGUUCAUUAUGCUCCCAAGAUCCACGGCACAGUGGCAAUGUACACAUGGGAAGGCAAUUCUGUGAACAUGAGCUGUGAGGUCAGGGCCUACCCCAGUGAAGUGUCUAUUAUGUGGCUGCGCGAUGGACUCCAGCUGCCCAAUGCAAACUCGACCAACAUCAAGAUCUUCAGGACCCCCACCUCCAGCUACUUACAGAUAAUGCCAGAGUCAGAAAAUGACUUUGGGAGCUACAACUGCACAGCCUCAAACGACAUGGGAACGGAGUCCAAGGAGUUUCUUCUGAUUCAAGCCGACGUCCCAUCAUCCCCCUCUGUGAGUGAGGUACGGCCCUUCUCCACCACGGCACAGAUCCAGUUUGAGGAGCCUGAGUCCAGCGGCGGAGUGCCUGUUCUGAGGUACAAGGCAGAGUGGAGGCCUCCUGGGAGUGCCCGCUGGCAUCACAAGGUCUUUGAGGCCCAGGAUGGCAUUGUCAGUGAGAUGAUCAUCACAGGCCUGAAGCCAGAGACCAACUAUGAAGUCAGAUUAUCAGCCAUCAACGGGAAGGGUGAAGGGGAGAGCAGCCCUCCUGAGUUCUUCAAGACAGAGCCAGUCCGAAACCCCAAUCCUCCAAAGCUGGAGUGGAGUCCUCAGCCCAAAGGCAACUCUCUCCGAGUGGGCUGGAUCAAACAGGACGAUGGCGGCUCACCUAUCCUACAUUAUCUCAUCCGUUACAAACCUGUUCAGGCAACAAAGUGGAAACCUGAGAUCCGUGUGCCCAGUGACAGUGACUCUGUGGUGCUCAGAGGACUUGAAUGGGACACAGAAUACAAUGUGUUUGUUGUGGCUGAGAAUCAGAAGGGCAAGUCCCAGCCAGCAUCCAUGUCAUUCAGAACCACGGUAGAACCAGCUGGAGUACCAGAUCUGGGCGAGGAGACAGUGCUCAAUAUGAACACUAUUCUCUGGGCGGGCAUCAUAGUUGUAGUAUUUAUACUGCUCCUGCUGGUUGUGGAUGUCACCUGUUACUUUGUCAACAAGUGUGGCCUAAUUAUGUGCCUUUGUGGGAAGUCAGGCACUGGCACUAAAGGACACAACCUGGAGGAGGGCAAGGCUGCAUUCAUAAAAGAUGAGUCUAAAGAGCCAAUUGUUGAAGUUCGCACUGAAGACGAAUGCACGGCCAAUCACAACGCAGCAGGCCCCACAGAGCCCAGUGAGACCACACCCCUCACAGAGCCAGAGCACUUUUUCUCAGAUGAAACAGGCAAACUGGAGGAGGCCGAGUUAACAAACGCCCUGGCAGAGAUCUCUACAGGACACAACAGUAUCAUACAGACUGAGAGCAAAGCAUGA